This is a messenger RNA of Helianthus annuus (common sunflower), 624 nucleotides long. RefSeq lists its product as uncharacterized. Bases 1 to 624 code for a protein of 207 amino acids. NCBI's taxonomy places the organism in Eukaryota, Viridiplantae, Streptophyta, Magnoliopsida, Asterales, Asteraceae. The record is from RefSeq and is a predicted model, not a curated record. The transcript has a single exon.
AUGACCGGGAAGGAAAGCACGUCCAACACUGAACCGAAAUCCCCCUCCCUGCAUCCGGCUUACACGGUAACCAACAUUCAAAACAAGGUUCGUACGCUCGAUGGCACUAAGGUUACAUAUUCAUCGUGGGUGAAGCUUUUCAAGCUACACGCAAAGGCAUAUAAGGUUUUGGAUCACAUCGACGGCACAACAUCACCAAAGGAAGGUGACGAUGAGUUUGAUUCUUGGCAAGAGAUCGACGCCUUUAUUCUCCAAUGGAUCUACGCCACGUUGUCCGACGAAUAUUUGGUUCGAGUUCUUGAAACCAACGCUACGGCGCGAGCCACAUGGCUGAAACUCGAAGGUAUUUUUCUCAAUAACAAAGGCUCUCGAGCUACGACUCUUGAGCACGACUUUACAAAUCUCACACUUGGAGUUUGUUUAUCCCUCGAUGAUUAUUGUCAGAAACUUAAAGACAUCGCCGAACAACUAGGCGAUGUUGGCUUUCCGGUCAGCGACCCACGGCUUGUUAUGCAACUUGUUCGAGGCCUCCCGUCCAAGUAUGAUGUCACCGCUGCCCUCAUCAAUCAAACUUCCCGGUCAUGGGAUGAUGCUCGCACUGGUCUACAAAAAGAACAACAAUGA